Molecule: messenger RNA, 854 nt
Organism: Myzus persicae (green peach aphid)
Lineage: Eukaryota; Metazoa; Arthropoda; Insecta; Hemiptera; Aphididae
Product: putative SERF-like protein
Exons: 3
Coding region: 257-439 (60 amino acids)
Cellular component (GO): cytosol
Source: RefSeq, a predicted model, not a curated record
UGUUAUCAUUUUGGAAUUAGGUUUUAGGUUCAUAAAAAAUCUGUGCCCUUAUUCUAAAUUUGAUCCGUUUUUAGCUAUUCGAUAAUCGAUACCAUACAUUUCUAAAGCGUAGGUAGUAAAUAAAUUUCCAAAUCCUAAUCAUACAAAAAUAUUUUCUCCCGUCAACUGAGGAUUUAACACAGUUGCGAACGCAUAUUCGAUUUUUUCAGCGGAUUGUGAAGCCCAGUAAAUAAUAAUCACCAAUCUCGGAUAAGAAAUGGCGAGAGGUAACGCUAGAGAUCUUGCGCGCGAAAAGAAUCAGAAGAAACAACAGGAACAAGCUAAAAAAAAAGGAAUUUCUGACAAGGGUUCAAAUCAGGGAUUGACAUUGGAACAAAGAAAACAAAGAGAUGCCGAUAGAAUGAGAGAAAAACAGCAAAAAAAACAAGAAGAUAAAUGAAUUGUUUAAUGGAUAUUUGUGUCACAGGUGUACAUUUUAAUGCUAAGCUCAAAAUAAAUUCAAUUUUAUAUUAUGUAACAUUAUAACCAUCUAUAAAUGUAUAGACUGCUUUUAGUCUUAACUAUCUUUGUCCUUACUAAGUAUAAAUAUGAUAUUCUUUUAUAAAUCACUUUGAUUCUAUUUAAGUAUCUUCAUUGCGUUAUAUGAUUAAGCAUUAUCUUACACAACAAUUAAAUAAUAAUUUUUAAUAAUGACUGUUGAAGCAUGAAAUAAACUUUAGACCUUAAAUUUGAAUUUAUUAAGGUAUACCAUUUAUUUAUAGAUUAAACAUUUUUACCUAUACUACCAAGCUUAAAAUCUAAAUUAUUGACAAACAAAUUUGAUUGCAUUUAUUGUUGCAAUAAAUAAAAAAAAA